Molecule: messenger RNA, 1053 nt
Organism: Mercurialis annua (annual mercury)
Lineage: Eukaryota; Viridiplantae; Streptophyta; Magnoliopsida; Malpighiales; Euphorbiaceae
Product: membrane-anchored ubiquitin-fold protein 4
Exons: 4
Coding region: 400-756 (118 amino acids)
Molecular function (GO): protein binding
Source: RefSeq, a predicted model, not a curated record
AUAAUACUAAUAAUUCAACUCUCAUUUUCUACUGAAACAAAUUUCAAAUUUACUGUCAGAACAAAUAAAAAAGUAAAUCCUCUCAACUUUUUCUUUUUCUUGAAUCAUUUUUGUAUCGUAGCGCACAAAAAUUGAAAAGAAAAUCAAAUAAUCAACCGCCAUUAAUAAGCAAGCAGUUCGGCUCCUGAAUUUCAGAAAGUAACAGUGAAACGCGUCGAGAUCGGAGCCUGUGAUGACUUAGGGUUUUUCUUCACUUUUCAGCUCUUAUAAACCCUAAGGAUUAAGGAGAUUGUAUGAAAUUAGUUGAAGUGGAUUUGAUUAAAGAGAUUGAUUUAGGUGAAAAUUGUGGUGAAUUUUGGAAUUGAGAAGCGGAAUUAAUUAAGGAAGAGGUUUAGGGAAAUGCCGGAGGAAGAGUUGGUAGAGCUGAAGUUUAGAUUGUAUGAUGGAUCGGAUAUUGGACCGUUUAGGUAUUCGCCUGCGUCUACGGUGGCUAUGCUUAAGGAAAGAAUUGUCACUGAAUGGCCUAAAGAUAAGAAAAUAGCACCCAAGGCAGCAAAUGACAUCAAAAUUAUAAAUGCGGGGAAAAUUUUAGAAAACAACAAGACUGUUAGCCAGUGUAAGGCUCCUUUUGGGGAUCUUCCAAAAGGUGUUAUCACUAUGCAUGUUGUUGUUCAGCCAUCUAUAGUGAAGGCAAAAACAGAGAAAAAAGUUGACGAUCCCCCUCGAAGAAAUUUCUGUGCAUGCUCUAUACUGUAAAAGAACAAGGUCUCCAAUCAGGUUAUUGUGCACAGGUUUCCUUGAUGCUGUUAGGAUCUCAUGGCCACGGAAAUUGGCAUCUGCUGGACAAGACUAUAAUGGUGUAAAAGACGCCAUCCCGGGGUGUGGUGUGUUAGUUGGAGGGAAAUCUUGUGUAACAAUAUGCUGGUAAUUCUGUAUUUUCUGUUCUAUAAAAUGCGUGUUCCUGUAUUUUCUAUACCUUAUACAACAUGAAAUACUUGUCUGUGAAACAUAUUUUAUCUAAUUUCCAACAUAAAUUUUAGCCCCAUCUACCAA